Messenger RNA from Exophiala bonariae, 2343 nucleotides. RefSeq lists its product as uncharacterized. Lineage: Eukaryota; Fungi; Ascomycota; Eurotiomycetes; Chaetothyriales; Herpotrichiellaceae. Bases 1 to 2343 code for a protein of 780 amino acids. The transcript is spliced from 7 exons. The record is from RefSeq and is a predicted model, not a curated record.
AUGGACUUAUUCAGACAGGUCGAAUGGCAGCGCUUUCAUGACCAUCAAGUUGACAUCGCGCUGAUAGGCAUGGGUGCUUUUGUCCUCGUGACCAUUUUAUCUUAUUAUUUUUACAGUCUAGGAAAGCAGCUCACUUUGGACAAACUCGGCAUUCAUCCCUAUCUUCGUUUUGCUUAUGUCAGUUUUUUCAAACCGCAUGAUUCGAAGAAGGAUGGUGGACAACAAUCUGCACUGGAAAGCUUCUAUGCCGCUCAAGCCAACGUGUAUGAUGCAACUAGAAAACGGCUUCUUCAAGGGAGGGAGGAUAUGCUGGAUAUACUAGCCGCCAAGUUGCAAUCUAAAGCUUCCUCUAGAGAGAAUCGCAAACCUGUCUGGUAUGAUGUUGGAGGUGGCACCGGCUACAACAUCGAGAUUAUGGACAAAAUCGUGGGUAUCGAGAGCUAUUUUGAUCAUGUCUUCCUUGUGGAUCUGUCACCCUCUUUAUGCGCGGUUGCCAAUGAGAGAAUUCGUCAACAUGGCUGGAGGAAUGUGACGGUACUGUGCCAGGAUGCUCGUUCAAUCGCCUGUACAGCGGCGUCCGCAGAUCUCAUUACCAUGAGCUAUAGCUUGUCCAUGAUUCCAGACUUUUACAGUGUGGUUGACUUGCUCACGGGAUUUCUUGCCCAAGACGGCUUGGUUGGCAUUUGUGAUUUUUAUGUCCAAAGCAUUGUGGAUGUCUCUUCCAGAAAUUACAUUGGAGGCACUUUCAAUCGUCAUGUCAAUUGGGUCGGUCGCAUGUUCUGGCGCACUUGGUUUGACGCUGAUCGUGUCAACCUUGAUGGUGGUCGACGAGACUAUCUUGAGUAUCGGUUUGGUACAGUCUUGUCAAUAAGCGAACGAAACUAUCUGCUCGGAGGCAUUCCUUACUAUAUCUUUGUUGGAUGCCGGCGAGAUGCAGAUACUCUCGUAGGAGAUGGCCAGAAUACCAUUGAAAAGAUUGAUGCAGCGCUCACAGAAUCGCCCUACCUGUCGCCGAUGAAAUAUCGAGAACAACAAACACUCGACGAACAGCAAGACAUUCCCAGAUCAAAGCUAUACGAAUCAGCCAUCAUCAAUCUCAGUUCCAAUUUGCCACUUCCAGCAGCAUUCUAUCAACAACACCACUGGAGAAUACAUUACAACGAUCUACUUCGGAAACAUCAGCAAUUCGGGAGUGAAUAUAUCUACGCAUUCAAUUGGGAAGAUCCAGCGGUUGACCGACAACUUUUGAAAAUUACGAAGAACGAUGUCAUUCUCACCAUCACCAGCGCUGGUGACAACAUCCUCGACUAUCUCCUUGAACAGCCACGCAGAAUACAUGCCGUUGACCUCAAUCCCAAUCAAAACCAUCUCCUCGAACUCAAAGUCGCCGCGUUCACGGCCUUAUCUCACUCGGACGCAUGGCAAUUAUUCGGUGAAGGCCGUCAUCAAGAUUUCCGUAGUUUACUCCUUCAAAAACUCAGCCCUCACAUGUCAAGUCAAGCCUUCCAGUACUGGUUGAACAAGACGAACGUUUUCACCUCGACUGGCGGACUGUAUGAAAGUGGUGGCUCCAGGCACGCCAUCAAACUGAUUCGUUGGCUGAUUAAGCUAUUUGGCAUGACCACCAAAGUGCAAACUUUUUGCAAGGUCGAGACGUUGAAUGAACAACGCGAAAUCUGGCCGACCAUUCGAAACUUGUUGUUGAGUUGGCCUUUACAUCGUGCCGUUGUCUCGACGGAAUGGUGGGCAUGGAAAGCCGCCGGUGUACCUCCAGCUCAACAUGCGUUGAUCUUGAAUGACUAUACCCAGAGACCAAAAGCGUCGAAAGGAAAGACCAAUCCCAGCGAGGCGAUUUGGCAAUAUGUUGUUGAUACGCUGGAUCCGGUGGUGGAAACCACACAAGUCAGCAGAGACAACUAUUUCUAUUAUGUAUGCUUGCAAGGGAAAUAUUCGAGGAAAUGCCACCCUCGAUAUCUAGGACCCAAAGCACACGCGAAGCUAUCCAAACCUGGUACAUUCGAUGGUCUCCGCAUUCACACAGAUGAGAUCAUGGAGGUCAUUGCUCGAAUCAGCCCUUCUACACUGACUAUUGCAAUUGCCACUGACACUAGCAUUAUCAACCCACAGCUCAUGGACUCAAUGGACUGGUUCAACCCCGCCGAAGAUGCUGCCCAGCAACAAAUCCUCGCAUUGAACAAAGUUCUCAAACUAGGUGGUCGGGUCUUCUUCCGUUCUGCUGCUCUUCGACCUUGGUAUACCGAUAUCUUCGAGAACAACGGCUUUGAAGCCAAAUGUGUUGGUCGUCGAGAUCCAGGGAAAUGUAUCGAUCGUGUCAAUAUGUAG